Molecule: messenger RNA, 4088 nt
Organism: Megalobrama amblycephala (Wuchang bream)
Lineage: Eukaryota; Metazoa; Chordata; Actinopteri; Cypriniformes; Xenocyprididae
Gene: hunk
Product: hormonally up-regulated Neu-associated kinase
Exons: 9
Coding region: 865-2844 (659 amino acids)
Biological process (GO): intracellular signal transduction; protein phosphorylation
Cellular component (GO): cytoplasm
Molecular function (GO): ATP binding; protein serine/threonine kinase activity
Source: RefSeq, a predicted model, not a curated record
UAGAAAAUAAAUACAAAAAAUUAAGGGGAAUGUAAUGUAAAUGUAAAAUGCUAAUGUAAAGUAAAAUGUUUAUAUGAUGAAUCCCCAAAUUGCAUUGGCAAACUAGUUAAAGAAAAUAAAAUCAAUGCUCUAUAUACAUAUGCAUGACAUCAUUGCUUAAAACGUGUUUGUGUGCAUUAGCAUGUCCGUCUCAUUUGAAUGAAUAAUCAAUAGAUAAUUUAGUCGCGACCAAUAGGUCAGCCAAAAGCGAUCUACGUAAACCAUCACCGGGGAAAGCUGAUAGAAAUCAAGAAUCACGGCGAAUCUGACCCAUCAGCAACAUGCUCUUUGUUGUCUAGGUAAGCAUGGGUGAGAGGCGGGGUUAAUUUUACAACUCAGGAGAGGGCGGAGCCUCUGAUCCAGACGCGGCCGCUGAUUGGAUUAGAUUUUAACCCGGUGACUGAGAAGGGAUUUUCUAGCAAAUAAGAAACGCCCCCACCCCGUGCCGGGAAACUAACUUCAAAUAACAAAUGUGAGACUCGGCAGCCAGACACUCACUUAUUUCUCACUCAGACACAGAGGGGUGCUGGAUGCUUUAGCUUUAUCAGACGGAACCGUCCCUAUGUUAAUAAGACAUUUUGAUCAUUUGAUUUAGAUUUGGACCGAGUGGCUUUAUUCAUUAUUGCAUGACGAGUUACAUAAAACUAUUACAAUCUUACAGUUUUUUAGUUUGACUGACAGCUGAACCGAACAGGUGGCGCGUGUGUCAGGUUCCGCUAAGCGUUCAGUAUUAGGAACAGGGAUUCAGAUGUUCCAUUCUCACAGAGCUCUUCUAAGUAAGCAGUAGAUUCAGAGGACAACAGGUUUCCUUCAGCAGACGCAGGGAUGCCAGAUGCUGGAACAGACAUGGGUACGGACAGCGGGAGGAUAUUUGGGAUGAAAGCUCCGGCUCCUGUAGCCACAGAAAACACCCACCCUUCAUCUCUACACAACGGUCCUCUAAAUGACAUCCUCAGAAACUUUUACCACACGAAAAGAGUUGGGAAUUAUCUGAUCGGGAGGAAGCUGGGAGAGGGGUCGUUCGCCAAAGUGCGAGAGGGGCUUCAUGCGAUCACCGGCGAGAAGGUGGCGGUGAAAGUGAUUGACAAGAAAAAGGCCAAAAAGGAUUCCUAUGUCACAAAGAACUUGCGGCGUGAAGGACAGAUUCAGCAGAUGAUCCGACACCCAAACAUCACCCAACUGCUGGACAUCCUGGAGACGGAGAACAGCUACUACCUCGUCAUGGAGCUCUGCCCAGGAGGAAACCUCAUGAACUACAUUUAUGAGAAGAAAAGACUGGAUGAAAGAGAAGCCCAGAAGUACGUACGCCAGCUGGUCAUGGCGGUGGAGCACCUGCACAGGGCAGGAGUUGUUCACAGAGACUUGAAGAUUGAAAACCUCCUCCUUGAUGAACAGGACAACAUAAAGCUGAUCGAUUUUGGCCUCAGUAACUGUGCAGGAAUUCUGGGAUACUCUGAUCCCUUCAGCACACAGUGUGGCAGCCCAGCAUACGCUGCCCCUGAGCUUCUCUCAAGGAGGAAAUAUGGGCCCAAAGUGGAUGUCUGGUCAAUAGGGGUGAACAUGUACGCCAUGCUGACUGGUACCCUACCAUUCACUGUGGAGCCAUUUAGCCUGAAAGCUCUACAUCAGAGGAUGGUGGACAAGGAUAUGAACCCCCUUCCUCCAUCUAUCUCUUCAGCUGCCGUCAGUCUGCUGAAGAGACUUCUAGAGCCUGACCCCGAGAAGAGGCCCAACAUCCACCAAGUGAUGGCUGACUCGUGGCUGCAGUUGGGCAACCCUCACACUGGAGUUCCUUACUUAAAUAGAAUCCACAUUGAGGAGAUCAACCAUACGGUUCUGCUCCACAUGACAGAGAAAAUGGGCUACAAACACAGUGAGGUGCUGAGUGCGGUGCUCACUAACAAAGCUUGCCACACGCUGACUGUGUACUUCCUCCUCAAUAACAAAAUGAAGAGACUCUCAAAAGAGUACAGGGAGAAACAGUACAACAUGGAGAAAGAGAAAAAGAGCGAGCUGUUUCAGACCCAGUGGAGGAAGCACAUUGAGAAGGUCACGAUUCCACCCAAGCAGACACCCGUCUAUCUCGCUGUGAGCAAAGGACCCACCAAGGAGAAGAAACACAGAACUGGUCUUCUGAAAGCUGUCACUGGAGGUUUUAAAGAUGUUUACUCAGGACGUGGUGGUUGCAUCACCUCCUCCUCUCUGGAGUACCUGGAGAUCCACCCCCUGUUCCCCAACAACCCGCAGCCAGCCCAUCCUACACCUGAGACCCAGCCGUCCCAAAAAGACAGCUCCAAAGAACCCCCAAAAGCUGUCAACAUCCCCGCUCGCCCACCUUCCUCCCUCGGUGCUCAUUCCUGGGCUUCCGCAAGCAAGGAACCGAGCAAAGAAGCUCCUCCAUCACCAUGGUACAAACUGACCAACGGAGCACUUUCUCCGCCUCGACACGUAUCUGCUUUUCAGCCCGAUAGCUCGUACUUGAAGAAGGCCACGAUCCCCAGCCCACCUGUUAUCAUCGUCAAACCUGAGCCCAAGAAAAGUCCUCCCGCUUCAGACUGGCCUAGCUCCUCAGAUUCAAGCGGUAGCCCACCCGGCAGCGUGGGCAGCGAAGAACCCGACAGCCCUCAGCACCGGAGCAAGUUCCCUUCCAUGGGUAUCGGGCAGAUUUUAAAGAGAAAGGUGCCACCCUUCAGCUUCCAGCUGCCCCCGUUCAGGCCGGAGCCUGCGGUGGAAGUGGAGUCUCCAACUCCCUACCAUAUGCAAACUCUGAUCUGCACCUCAGGGGCUCUCAAAACCCUGUGCUAAGGAUAAGAACUCUUAGAUUAUUUAAAAUCAGAUGUAUGCAGUACCGUGUUAACUCAUCAACAAUGCUUGCAGUUGGGCUUCCAACACAUAAAACAGAUAUAUUGCGAACCCCACGGGGAGAUAUUUGGCAUGUCUUACACAUAGCUAUAGUGAAGGCUUGCGGAGAACAUUUAGAACACAAUUAGAUCUUGAGGUAACAUAGCCCCAGGACAGUAGACACUGAAAGCCAAGUUCACAUGCAGCAGCACGUUCAACACGCUUCUAGUCCAAGUGCCAUGUAGCAGCUGAGCCACAACCUUUAACGCACAAUUCUUCUGUGAAACAAAGCUGUCACUGCCCACAAUGAUGUGUAUUAAUAUCUUCAUGUAUAGUAAUACAGCAAAGACUGUUAAUGAACAGCUGGAGGGGUUUUUUUGAUAGCGUGCUAAUUUGAGCAAACAAUAUUAGUGAUUUUUAAGCUCUUACUUUAUUUAACCUCAAAUUGUAAUUACACUCAGGUCGUGCUUAACUUUUUUAAUAGCCUCACUUUUAAACCUGUAGUGAAACGUCAGUAUAUCAUUAGAAGACUGUAUAUCAUUUUUCCCCUGAAGGGGAUUGCUGGCAUUUUGUAUAGCCUUAAAUAUCUUGCAUUCAGCCUUUGGGCUGUAAUGGAAGAUUUUCAGUAUCAUUUGAACUCUUGGUGUAUAAGAAUCAUUUUACCUGCAGAGCAUCAUGUUGAGUGAAAUAAUAGAUUGUGCAAUAGUGUGUAUAUAUAUUUGAUGCCUGACCUGGUUAUAACCAGGGUGGUGUUUUCUCUCCAUCGAACGGAAGAGAUUUAAAACCACCUGUACAUAGAACACAAGUGUCUUUCAUUCCAUGUGUUUAAAGGCGAUUCAUGCUGUCGUUUCACAUUAGAUUUACAAAGCAGACCUCUUUCACAGUCUUCACGUGCACAGAAGACUAUGAGCUGUGAAAAACUUUUUUUCUGAUCUCAACUACACUAUUGCAUGCACACCAGGAGUUAAAAAAAAAAAAAUGUGAUGUCAGAUUUUUGGUGACAAGUCUUUGUACUUUUGUUACGGUGAAGAUAAAUUUGAAGGUCUUUUGUAAGUUUUGUAUUGAUUUGCUUUUUUUGCCAAGUUAAAGGAGAUUUUUAACACUGUAAAAAAGAUUUAUAUAUAAAGAUUAUUAUUUGUGUUCUGAAUUUUCUAUUUUAAUGCAGCAUGUAUUACUUUUUUGACACAAAUAAAUGCACAAUACCUACA